AUGAGAUUCUCUACCACUCGCACCCUUCUGGCCGCCCUUGCGGCAGCAGCUUCUGCCCCGUUCGUGCAGGCUGGUCCCUUCACCAUAACCUGGUUUAGUGGCUACAGCUGCAGCGGCCGCUCGCUGGCAUGCUUCGGGUACAACUCGUAUGAGUGUUGCGAACAGCCGCCAUCGCCCUCAAGCUUCCCAUACGCACGUGUCACAAGCUCAGGCCCUGUCGGUAUCGUGGUGUUUACCGAGGUUACCAACACCGGCGGCUGUGGUCUCUGCCACAGCACGGGCUCCAUCAAUAAUUGCUACUUCAACAGCCCCUUUGAGACCAUUCUGGUAGCGUCGAUCACGCAGUGCCGCCGCUCGCGCCGCCGCGACCUCGACGCGACCUCGCUCAAGCUGCCGGCCUCAGAGGCCAUUCAAGAGCCUUGCAACGGCACGGUGCCGCUGACUUUGGCCACAGUUAACGGACAUGAUUACGACCUUACGGGCCCGGACCGGCUAGCCAUUAUGAACGACGUUAUCAACAUGGCAGACGGCGAUGCGUUUGCCGUUAAAUGGGCAGGUGCCUACCUUGGACCGGCGACUGAUGGCACGCCAACGUCGUAA
Molecule: messenger RNA, 600 nt
Organism: Grosmannia clavigera kw1407
Lineage: Eukaryota; Fungi; Ascomycota; Sordariomycetes; Ophiostomatales; Ophiostomataceae
Exons: 1
Coding region: 1-600 (199 amino acids)
Source: RefSeq, a predicted model, not a curated record